Molecule: messenger RNA, 1617 nt
Organism: Fomitiporia mediterranea MF3/22
Lineage: Eukaryota; Fungi; Basidiomycota; Agaricomycetes; Hymenochaetales; Hymenochaetaceae
Exons: 5
Coding region: 1-1617 (538 amino acids)
Biological process (GO): mitotic DNA damage checkpoint signaling; protein phosphorylation
Cellular component (GO): nucleus; cytoplasm
Molecular function (GO): ATP binding; protein serine/threonine kinase activity
Source: RefSeq, a predicted model, not a curated record
AUGACGUCUCUCAGAGACUAUCUUCGCGACCAUGCUAAAUUCUACUGUCCGCCCGUUGCACCUCCGAGUCACCGGUCGGAAUUCACUGCCGUGACUGAUAUAGAGGUAGAGGUAGUGUUGUCUCGCUUGGACUCGCAUUACACAGUAAUAGAAGCUCGCCGCGAUGCACAGUUGGUCGAUGCACUUAUCAAUGCUCUUAAUGAGCUUGGCAAAAACCCUAUACCAAAGUAUAUCGAAGGGGAGUUUGAGUGGUUGUAUAGCUCUGACAUGCAGGGGAUUUGUGACGUUAGAAGGAAGCCGAAUGCCAAAUUAAAGUUUUCGAUGAGACAUCUGAACCUUUUACGCUCGAUCAUGAUCUCUCUGGGUCACCCCAUUGGAAUUGGCAAUAAACACGAAGCCCCAGGUGUCGGGACUAAGGUAGACAUUCUGUUAUCCACAAGGGAAGACAAGAAGGCUCUAGUCGAUAUUAAGGCACUAGAUGUCUUUGACUUGGCCGCGGAAGAUCUUUCUGAGCUGUCCCAUGCCGAAGUCGGUCUCUACAUACCAUUGGAUUUGCAGACACCCGAGACAGGAAUGAAAGUCAUUAUCAAGGUAUUUUUGUACAUGGAAUUGUUCGGCGAAGAGUGGCUUGGAUUGACGUGCUACACGAAAUGGGUGUUCUUCCGACUGCACAGUCGUGGUGUGGGCGAAUUACCAUAUAUCACAUAUUCGACUGUCGAAAAACUAGACAACACCAGGGCGUUCCGUGCAUCACUUGGGAUGUUACUAGCUAUUGCAAGGGAAAUUGAUGUUCCCUCCAACGCUGACAUGAAUGGGCGGCUUCGGCCAAUUCCAGCAACAAAAGAACCUUCUGAUACAUCCACACUGCCAGAGCAGCGGUAUUCAUCUUUUAAAGGUGGAGCCCAAGUGACAAAUUCUGAGCCGCCACUCACUCGAUCCCAAAAGAAAUGCGACAAUUCAUCAACUUUGUCUUCUUAUUUCCUUGUCACGUGGUCACCAAAAACCUUUCAGCAUAGGCGGUGGCUUGAAUUUCGCGCUGUGGACACCAACGAUUUUCCGGCUUUGGGCAACGACCAUGUUCGACUCUGUGUACUGGGAUGUGCUGGACGUGGUUCGACUGGGAUUGUCUACGAAGCGAUUUCUGAAGGCGACGAACUCGAGGGAGCUUCCGAACCUCGAAGAUACGCAAUAAAAACAGUCGGGAAAGGUGAAACACUCGAAGAAGAGAGUUGUGCCAAGCGUCUUUUCAAAGAGCUCGAUGUAUAUCGCCGUAUCGCUCAGAGGUCUUCGGGGCCUGUCAAGGCUAUACCGCAGUUUUACGGACUAUUCGAGACAAGCCAAACAUGGGCAUUACUUAUGGAUUACGAAGGGAAUGUACUCAAGCAUGACGGGGAGUGGUCAGAACUAUCGCCAACUGAGAAACAAGAUCUGUACGAUGCCUUAUCGACACUGCACGGAUUAGGGAUUUAUCAUUGUGACUUCGAGCCCCGGAAUGUUGUCCGAUGCAGCGACGGAUCACUCAAAAUCAUUGACUUCACGUCGAGCUAUUUUCAUAAGUGUCGUGGUGAUGUCAGUAUUUUACUCCUAAGCUAUUCCCGAUUUCUCACAAAUGGUUAG